Messenger RNA from Dicrocoelium dendriticum, 1422 nucleotides. Lineage: Eukaryota; Metazoa; Platyhelminthes; Trematoda; Plagiorchiida; Dicrocoeliidae. The record is from the annotation of a GenBank genome assembly.
GUGGAGUCUUCGCUGCUACUAUACGCGGAUGACGCGAAGCUGUGGCGCACAAUUAACCUUCCGGACGAUGCCCACGCACUUCAGACGGACCUCGACCGUCUAAAUCAGUGAUCCAUAGAAAAUAACCUUCCAUUUAACGCUUCGAAAUGUCGCGUCCUUUCUACCCGCCCUUCCGCUUUUUCACCUGUAUAUUACCUGGGGGCGUCUAUCUUCCAGAUCUCUUCAGCCGAAAGAAACUUGGGUAUCAUUACCCAGACGAGUCUUUCCGUAUCCGCUUCCUGCCGGAAAGCAGCUGCUGCUGCUAACCGCAUGGUGGGAUUGCUGAAACGAGCCUUCGGUCAAAUUGACCCCAGCAAUUUCCGCCUCCUCCUUAACGCUUUUCUUCGACCCCACUUGGAGUUCGCUAUUCACGCUUGGAGCCCCUCGUUGUUGAAGGACCAACGCAUACUCGAAGCCCCACAACGUCGAGCAACCAAGCUGGUCCGAGGUCUCAAGCACCUAGAUUAUCCACAACGACUUCAGUGCCUGGGCCUCUACUCGCUUAAGUACCGAUGUCUACUGGGUGACCUGAUCCUCGUAUUCAUGAUCUUAUCCAACCCUGGACAUCCCUGUCGCCACCUACUCACACUGCAUCAAUCGGGCUCCCACCUACGUGGCCACCCACUGAGGCUCACACAUCAGCACAGUCGGCUGAACUGCAGACGACACUACUUGGCUUUGCGAAUCUGCCGACCGUGGAAUGCUCUGCCUGCCGAUUUAGUCUUGGCACCCACUGUGGCGGACUUUAAGACCCGCUUGGACUGUCAUCUGGCGGAGCUACACCGCGAUAUUCCCCAAUUUAACUGCAUUCUACUGCAAAGAAUUUCUUUCUUUUUUUCUUCCACCUACUUCCUUUCCAAAGCCGUUUCCGAGGGCGUGGUGGGGUGUCUCGCUUUGAGCCGGCGUGCAUUCUGUUUAAAUGCCACAUAAGCCCGAUGUAGAUACGGCUAACACGCGGGUCCAACCCGCUAUAAGGUUGCUUGGCCUUUCAUUAGACCCGACCCGUACUCUUUUUACCCUAUGGGUCAUGUAAAGCUCGAGCUUUUAUUCCAAUUAAAUGCAAUGUUCCAAUGUACAAUGUAGAUGCUGACUACCACGGCUCUGUACGCGAUUCCACCGACAUACUUUCAUUUCAGUCCUCACGGACGGAAACGGAGAGUGAUAACGUGGAAGCCAUGAGCUGCCAAAUAGGGGAGCAGGAAUACACGUCACUAGAUAAGACUACGUCACCGAACCUGUGUAAUGAGGCACGUAAUUUCCUGGCAUCAUGGGCUUAAUACCAACACUUCGGCUUCGGCUGUUAACAAGCUCCUUGAAGGGCUGCGUAAGUUUAUACCGUCUUUACCGAAGGAUUACCGGACGUUAAUGAAAACUCCCAGAACC